This is a messenger RNA of Poeciliopsis prolifica (blackstripe livebearer), 1649 nucleotides long. RefSeq names its product eukaryotic translation initiation factor 2 subunit 3. The record is from RefSeq and is a predicted model, not a curated record. The coding region runs from base 56 to 1474 and encodes 472 amino acids. Gene Ontology annotation, cellular component: eukaryotic translation initiation factor 2 complex; cytosol. Gene Ontology annotation, biological process: formation of translation preinitiation complex; positive regulation of translational fidelity. Lineage: Eukaryota; Metazoa; Chordata; Actinopteri; Cyprinodontiformes; Poeciliidae. The transcript is spliced from 12 exons. Gene Ontology annotation, molecular function: GTPase activity; translation initiation factor activity; GTP binding.
CUUUGUUCACGGAUCAGGCGGAGCCGCCGCCUCUUCCGUUCCCUUUUCAUCCAAGAUGGCGGGGGAUGAGUCUGGUACAACGCUCGGUCAGCCUCACCUGGCCAGGCAGGACCUCGGCACGUUGGACGUGUCCACCUUAACUCCUCUGUCUCCAGAGAUCAUCAGCAGACAGGCCACCAUUAACAUCGGCACCAUCGGCCAUGUGGCCCAUGGAAAGUCCACAGUAGUGAAGGCCAUCUCCGGCGUUCACACCGUCAGGUUCAAGAACGAGCUGGAGAGGAACAUCACCAUUAAGCUCGGAUAUGCUAACGCUAAGGUCUACAAGCUGGACGACCCCAGCUGCCCCAGGCCCGAGUGCUACAGGUCGUGUGGCAGCAGCACCCCUGAUGAGUUUCCCACAGACAUCCCCGGCACCAAGGGCAACUUCAAACUGGUCCGACACGUAUCGUUUGUGGACUGUCCCGGUCACGACAUUCUCAUGGCCACCAUGCUGAACGGCGCCGCCGUUAUGGACGCCGCCCUGCUGCUGAUCGCGGGGAACGAGUCGUGUCCUCAGCCUCAGACGUCGGAGCAUCUGGCUGCCAUAGAGAUCAUGAAGCUGAAGCACAUCCUCAUCCUGCAGAACAAGAUCGACCUGGUGAAGGAGAGCCAGGCCAAGGAGCAGUACGAACAGAUCCUGGCCUUCGUGCAGGGAACCGUUGCUGAGGGCGCUCCCAUCAUUCCCAUCUCUGCGCAGCUCAAGUACAACAUUGAGGUUGUUUGUGAGUACAUCGUGAAGAAGAUUCCCGUUCCCGUCAGAGAUUUCACCUCCGAGCCGCGGCUCAUCGUCAUCAGGUCGUUCGACGUGAACAAGCCGGGCUGCGAGGUGGACGACCUGAAGGGAGGCGUGGCCGGAGGCAGCAUCCUGAAGGGCGUUCUGAAGGUGGGCCAGGAGAUCGAGGUCCGGCCCGGAAUCGUCUCCAAGGACCAGGAGGGGAAGCUGAUGUGCAAACCCAUCUUCUCCAAGAUCGUGUCUCUGUUUGCUGAACACAACGACCUGCAGUACGCCGCCCCAGGAGGCCUGAUCGGUGUUGGGACGAAGAUCGACCCGACGUUGUGCCGGGCCGACCGCAUGGUGGGUCAGGUUCUGGGAGCCGUCGGCGCGCUGCCGGAGAUCUUCACAGAACUGGAGAUCUCCUACUUCCUGCUGCGGCGGCUGCUGGGCGUCCGCACCGAGGGUGACAAGAAGGCCGCCAAGGUCCAGAAGUUGUCCAAGAACGAGGUUCUGAUGGUGAACAUCGGCUCGCUGUCGACCGGCGGCCGCGUCAGCGCUGUGAAGGCUGACCUGGCCAAGAUCGUCCUGACCAACCCGGUCUGCACUGAGGUCGGCGAGAAGAUCGCGCUGAGCCGGCGUGUCGAGAAACACUGGCGUCUCAUCGGGUGGGGACAGAUCCGGAGAGGCGUCACCAUCACACCAACCGUCGACGACGACUGAGACGACGACGCGCCGCUCCUUUAGGAUUUUUCAGUUUCAUUUUUACAGCUGGGACAUUUCACAGGUUUAUAGACGUCACCUCUGCAUUUGAGGAGACGAAGGACGCAGGAGGAAGAGGAGUCCAGUCGGUGGCUGGCCUCAGAUUUCACAACCAAUAAAAUCUAUUUGGAAGGAA